ACACUGAAUUUCUGCGUACAACGAAAGACGAGACUGUGCUAUCCCCAAAUACUCUGACUCUGAGGUGACCAGAGAACUUUUAGGCACGCCUAACCAGAAUUGCCACGUAAGCACAAGCGUACGGACACGGACGGAGUCGUACUCAUUCCUUCAGCGUUAUAAAUUUGGGCGGGACUUGUAAUAAAAAUAUUAUGGUUCCCAUAUUUGAUCUCUCUUUCUUCAUUUCAAUUUUCUCUGCUUUUCUCCCUUUUCUCUCAGAUACACACUCACUACUACGAAAAGAGGAGUCGGCCACAUGGGUGAUCGCGCGGGAUCAGUGCCUCUUCCUCGUUCGGUGGAGGAAAUACUGGACAAGAUUUGCUUCACUCAGCACCUGUUGAAGGCGGACGACUUGGCAAGGCAAAAGUUGGCUGCCGCCGGAGAAGAAUUGGCACUUGAGAAGCUCAGGAUACUAGCCACUAGAAAGGUUGAUAACCUCUCUAAAUACAUUAUGUUCAUGUUCUCACAGUCUUUAUCUCCUUCGCGUUCUCCUCCUUCCAAACGGAAACUUCUCCUUCCCUACGAACCUCAUUCUCCGCCCUCUUCUUCUCCCAACACGCGCACGGUCCCGCUUUUCAAGAAAACGCGAGGUAUUACCGGUCGCCCCAUUCCUUGCUCCCUCAAUUUAGAGACUGGGACUCCCUUACAAACUGAAGCAGAGGCAGCGUUAGAAGCUUUAGGGGAAAUGGAGUUUAAUAAGCAGUUCUUAAUCUUAAACUACAUUGCCGGAAAUGAGCUUCAUAAGGUUACCACGGCUGAAGAUAUUAGGAGCCUGAAUCAACUUACGAUGGUGCGGUUUGAAGCAGAAGUAUGGAGACUCUUUGGUCAAAGAUACGUCAAAAAAGAAGAUCGUCGCAUGUAUGACGAUUGGGAUGUUAAAGGAAGAACGUAUAUCUAUGAUUGCUAUGUUUCUACAGAAGGAAGUUACAGGUUCAAGGGCCCCUUUUUAAGCAACACAAAAACUCACUUACAAAAGGUUCUAGGGGAUGACAAUAUUUUGAGAGUAAAGUUUGCUGAGGAGCUAAGUGGAAAUUCUGGUACUGAUUUACGUGAUCAUUACUAUGCCGGUUAUAAGAAGAUAGCAAGAGAAGGGAUCUUAGUUGGUUUACGCCGGUAUUGCUUUUUCGUUUUCAAAGAUGGUGGAAAUCAAGAGAAGAGGAAAAAUCCAAAUUCAUCACCCGUGAAGUGUUUCUUUGUUCGCAUCCAUUCAGAUGCACGAAUUGAUCAAAAGACACAUUACUGUUUAUCUAACAAAACAAUUUCUGAAGCAAGAAAGCUAUUUAUGCAUGCACACAAAGUGUCUAGUGUGGCCAAUUAUAUGGCUAGGUUUUCUCUUAUUUUGUCAAAAACAUACACAUUAAAUAUUGACCUCUCUUCUGUAAAUGUCAAAAUAGUUCCAGAUGUUCAGUGUGCAGAUGAACAUGGUAAUCCUAUGUCUAGAGAUGGUAAAGCACUCAUUCAUACAGAUGGAACAGGUUUCAUAUCAGAGGAUUUGGCUGUGAAGUGUCCAAAAAAUUUACAUGAGGGGAGACUUCUCAAAAAUGAGGAUGCGGAGAUAUUUCUUAAUCUUAAUCAUGACGAGCAUGGGGACAAUGUUAUGGAAACAAAUGACCAAGAAAUUGAGACACAAGAACCACCUAUGUUGAUGCAGAUGCGCUUGUUUAACGAAGGCUACGCUAUGAAAGGAACCCUUCUUGUGAACAAGAAGCUUGAACCCAAAACAAUUGAGGUUCGAUGUUCGAUGGUAAAAGUUGAGCAAGAUACAGAACUUCAGAAUAUUCAUACUAAGAACUCAUUGGAAGUAAUCGGAACAAGUAAUCGACCAAAGAAAGCUUACUUGUCAAGGAAUUUGAUUGCACUUUUAAGCUACGGAGGGGUCCCAGAUAAAUUCUUCACUGGUUUACUUAGAAAGGCUUUGAAAGAAGCUCAUGGUGCUUUCAGGAAUAAGUCUGCUGCAAUGAGAGUUGCUAUGAACCAUGGGGCCAUGGACAAGGAUUCAACAGUUGAAAGAAUGAUUUCUUGCGGUAUUCCUCUUGAAGAGCCAUAUUUGCAACAUCGACUAUCUAUACUUCUUAAGGAGCAAAAGAUGAGCCUCAGAGGGGGAAAGCUUUGUGCUGAUGACUGUUAUUAUUUAAUGGGAACAGCCGAUCCUACUGGCAAACUUAAAAGUGAUGAAGUUUGCAUUGUGCUUGACAAUGGACAAGUUUCUGGAAAGGUUUUGGUGUAUCGGAAUCCUGGAGUUCACUUUGGUGAUGUUCACGUUCUAAAGGCUACUUAUGUGGAGGAACUGGAAUCUUUUGUUGGAAAUGCGAAGUAUGCCAUAUUCUUUUCCAGAAAUGGACCAAGGUCAAUUGCUGAUCAGAUUGCAGGGGGAGAUUUUGAUGGAGAUAUGUAUUGGAUCUCACGAAAUUCCGAGCUAUUGCAACAUUUUAAGCCAAGUGAACCUUGGAGUCCGAAUUCCUCGGUACGGAAGGUUGAAGGUAAAACACCUGAGGAGUUUGAAGAGGAAGAAUUAGAGGACAAGCUUUUUGAAUUGUUUUUGAAGACUAGAUUUCAACCAAGUUAUGCAAUGGGAGAGGCAGCAGACAGCUUGACAGCAUUAAUGGAUCGAGUUUUGACUCUGGGAGAUGACUGUGCUGAAGAGAAAAACAUUGUCAAGGACAAGAUAAGCAAGUUAGUUGACAUAUAUUAUGAUGCAUUGGAUGCCCCUAAGAAAGGAGCAAAGGUUGAGGUUCCAAAAGAUCUGAAAACGAAAGUCUUUCCUCAUUAUAUGGAAAAGAAAAAUAGUUACAAGUCUACGUCCAUCCUGGGAAAAAUUUACGAUGAGGUGAUGGAAUAUCAAGCAGAGGAUCAUUCAAGCAAAGAGAUCUGGAAACUGGCUCAUUUCGAAGUUGAUGUCCCUCAAGACUGCUUAAACCGAUGGAACUUGCACUACGAAGAAUACAGGAAAGAAAUGAAUAAUGCCAUGACGAUCGAUGAUCGUGAUGUCAAAAACCAGACUUCAAAUCAGAUUAAAAGAAAGUAUAAGAUGAUACUUUAUGAGGCUGAAGAAUUUGAAAACAGUAAAAGGAAUAUAGAUGACAUACACAAUGAGGCACUAGCGAUAUACCAUUUGAUUUAUGACUACGCCAAAAGUAAAGGUGGUGCCAGUUAUUGUUCAUUUGCAUGGAACAUAGCUGGUCCAGCUCUCUUCAACCUUCUCAUCUCCAAACAAACUGGUGAGAGGGUCAUUCAUUGCCUUCCGUCUAUUUUACGUGAGCUAAUUUAAUGAUUAAAUAUGGGUAAUUUCAUUUUAAGUAGAAGUACUAAUUAUAUAGGUGACUUGGUUGUAUGAUAAUGUGUAUGGUUUUUCCGUUUAAGCAUGCCAUGUCAAUUCUCACGGGCCA
Molecule: messenger RNA, 3425 nt
Organism: Cannabis sativa
Lineage: Eukaryota; Viridiplantae; Streptophyta; Magnoliopsida; Rosales; Cannabaceae
Product: probable RNA-dependent RNA polymerase 5
Exons: 19
Coding region: 296-3307 (1003 amino acids)
Biological process (GO): siRNA processing
Cellular component (GO): nuclear RNA-directed RNA polymerase complex
Molecular function (GO): RNA-directed RNA polymerase activity
Source: RefSeq, a predicted model, not a curated record